AUGCAUAGGAAAGCUCUACGCACUUGCGGAUGAGGUGGACAAGGUGCACAGGGACUGCACCAUCUCCAAAGUGGCGGCCUCUUCCACCAGCAUUGUGUCUGGCAUCCUGACCAUCCUUGGCCUGUCUCUGGCACCUGUGACACUAGGGGCUAGUCUGGUGCUUUCGGCAACUGGGAUGGGACUCGGGGCAGCAGCUGCUGUGACUGGUGUGACAGCGGACAUCGUGGAAGACUCAAAGAACAAGUCAGCAAAAGCCAAAGCCAGGUGCCUAGUGUCGAAGGGCAGUGACAAAGGGAAUGUGGUCCAGGAGCUUCUACUUGGAAGCGCACCCAAAAUUGUUUCCUUAGCAAGAAAGUGCUCCAUAUCCGUGAUAGAUAUUGUGAAGAAUGCCCGUGCCUUCAAUCUGGCCAAAUCCAAUCCUGUCUUAGCAGCUGAGGCCAGGAGCUUCAUGCGCGCGGGGACAAUGUCAGCCCCAAGCGACAAGCAGGUGCAGAAAGCUUUUGGAGGCACUGCUCUGGCCAUGAACAAAGAAGCCAGGAUCGUUGGUGCAACCACGGCAGGUGUUUUCAUUCUCAUGGAUGUAAUUGAGCUAGUUAUAGAGUCAGUGCACUUACAUAAGGGCGCAAAGGCUCAGUCUGCUGAAGAGUUGAGGCAGCUGGCCCAGGAGCUGGAGAGGAGAUGGGAAGAACGCACCCACUUUCUCGAAAGUCUACCGAAUCCCUGACUUCAUGAUCCCUAGACAGAGCAGGGAGCAGGGGUGUGUGGGAGACAAAGGCAUGGACUGACCUUGUUAGGAAGCAUAGUAACUUCCAUCUUGGGUAAAAACUGCCGUUUAAAACUUUAACCCUGCUAUUCUGGCUUCUGUAAACAUUUGCGUGCUUAAAUAAUAGGGAAAAAUAAGACUACUCCCAUUCCAGAGAGGCCAUAAACUAUGCCCCAGACAGAGUUGUCAGUGCUGGCGCCAGGCCAGGCCUUGAGGUCUGGUCUCACAGCCCUGGCCCAGCACACAGGACUUUUUCUCAGAAGGUCCAGAAGUCUUGUUCCAAAUUCGGAAGACAAAAAGCUGAAAAAUGUAUAAAUAGAAAGGACUUCCACUAUAUUGGGCCCCAGAAUUUGAGAAGCAAUAUUUCCUGUGGGCCUGCUAGUGUUAGCGAAAUGAAAAAGACUCCAAAUAAAUUUGGCUUAUUGAUUAAAGCAUCUUCUGAUUUACAAUAUAACAGUUAGAGGGGAAAAGCCGGUGAGAUAAAAUGGAUUUAACUGCGUGUUCAGGUGUUGAGCACAGCAAAGGAGAGGUUCAUGCAGAUGGCAGGUGGGUCAAAGAGAAGGAAGGAACCUGGAGCCUGGAAUCAGGGAAGAGAGAGGACAAGAGAGUGGGGGGUGGGAGGAACUUUAUUUUGACUAAAAAAGACAUUGGGUCAUGAAUAAAGACAUUGGGGUCAUGAAUAAAGAAAGAGAAGUGAAGGAAUAAGCACUGAGAAGGCCCGAACUACUAAAAAGUUGACAAUGGAAGAAGGAGAAAGAGUUUGAGUUGUUGGGAUAUGGGAGUUUCAGUGGCUCCUGGAUUGGCCCUCCCCAGGGUUCACCGUCCCAGAAGGAACCCCGUCUCUCCCUGGUCCUGGUCCCUAGCCCUGCUUUCCAGUUCCAGCUCGCCUUUGUCUUCCAGCAGUUCAUCUUAGGUAGGGAGUGAUGUUUUUUUUUCUAAAUCACUAUCUAUAGUUUAAUGAAAAAUAGUAAUGAUUGUGUAACGAAAUAGCUAAAAGUAUAAUCACAGCCCUAGCCGGUUUGGCUCACUGGGUAGAGCGUCGGCCUGGGGACUGAAGAGACCCGGGUUCAAUUCCGGUCAAGGGCAUGUACCUUGGUUGCAGCCACAUCCC
This is a messenger RNA of Myotis lucifugus (little brown bat), 1874 nucleotides long. RefSeq names its product apolipoprotein L2-like. Bases 176 to 724 code for a protein of 182 amino acids. The record is from RefSeq and is a predicted model, not a curated record. The transcript has a single exon. NCBI's taxonomy places the organism in Eukaryota, Metazoa, Chordata, Mammalia, Chiroptera, Vespertilionidae. Gene Ontology annotation, biological process: lipoprotein metabolic process; lipid transport. Gene Ontology annotation, molecular function: lipid binding. Gene Ontology annotation, cellular component: membrane; extracellular region.